Messenger RNA from Ipomoea triloba (trilobed morning glory), 1474 nucleotides. Its product is annotated as protein BTR1. The coding region runs from base 125 to 1093 and encodes 322 amino acids. Gene Ontology annotation, cellular component: cytoplasm; cytosol. The transcript has 8 exons. Gene Ontology annotation, molecular function: mRNA binding. Lineage: Eukaryota; Viridiplantae; Streptophyta; Magnoliopsida; Solanales; Convolvulaceae. Gene Ontology annotation, biological process: regulation of gene expression. The record is from RefSeq and is a predicted model, not a curated record.
CCCCCCCCCUCUCUCUCAUCCCUCUCUCUAUAUUCCCAAUGUUUUGACUUCUCUUUCUCUCUCUCUACAUACGCACACUCACAUCUCAAUCUUCUCUCUGGUUUCCCUAGCCGUAUACACCAAAAUGGCGAUGGAAGGUGCGGAAUCGAAGCAGAACUCGUCUGCCGCCGAGGAGCAAAACAAUGAUUCUUCCCCUCGCAAUUCAUCGCCGCCGCCGCCUCCGCCACCUCAAGACACAGAGAAGACAACUUAUGUGAAGUUUCUUCUGUCAAAUCCUGAAGCUGGUUCUAUUAUUGGAAAAGGUGGCUCUACAAUUAAUGAUUUCCAAUCACGAUCAGGGGCUAGAAUUCAGUUAUCACGCAAUCAUGAAUUUUUCCCUGGUACCUCUGAUAGGAUUGUCAUGGUAUCUGGAACUGUUGAUGACAUACUCAAGGCACUUGAUCUUAUCCUUGCUAAAUUACUGGAUGAGUUUUUUGUCGAUGACGGUGGUGAUUCUGAGCCACGAUCCAAAUUUAGAUUAAUUGUGCCUAAUGGUUCUUGUGGUGGAAUAAUAGGGAAAGGAGGAGCCAUCAUAAAGACAUUCAUUGAAGACUCUGGAGCUGGCAUAAAGAUUUCUCCUCAAGACAAUAAUUUCCCUGGAUUUCAUGAUAGGUUAGUUACAGUGGCCGGUACUCUAGGCGAACAAAUCCGCGCUGUCGAAUUGAUUCUAUAUAAGUUGGCAGAAGACUCUUCUUAUAUGCAGUCCAUGAAUGCCCCAUUUCCAUAUUCAGCGGUUUAUAUGGGAAUGAACUAUGUGCCAAAUGGGGUUGGAGGGAGAUUUCAGAAUAACAGAUAUCAAAGCAAGGAGGAUAGGAGCAAUUCUGUGACUAUUGGUGUUGCAGAUGAUCACAUUGGGUUGGUGCUGGGUCGGAAUGGAAGGAACAUCAUUGAGAUAAGUCAGCUUAGCGGAGCUAGAAUAAAGAUUUCUGACAGGGGUGAUUUCAUGUCUGGGACUACUUCUGACAGGAAGGUUACAAUUACAGGGUCCCAACGAGCUAUUCGUACAGCUGAGGCUAUGAUCUCGAGGAAAGUAGCUUCAGUCAAUGAGAGGUGAUGGAAAACCAUAUAUUAUUCUCAUGCAUAGCUUGUUGAGAAUCUUUUUAAUGGUGGCAUUUCUUAUUGCGGUGAGUCUUAAAAUGCUGAUCUGAGGCAGGCAAGCAAGUUUUUGUUGAAAGAAAGCAUCAGUUAUUUCUGGAAAUUCUUUUAGAAGCAAAGCUUGUAGGCAUAAGUGAUUAUAACUGAAACUGAUUUAAUUGGUGGAUGGUACUUCUGAACACAGUGGGAUAUUGUGAUACUCCAAGUAGCAUUGAAUCUAUAAUUUUGAGGAAUCAAGGACAUUAUGCAUUAGAUAUGUUCCAAAUUUGGAAUUUUUUAAAUUAUUACUCAUACUGGUUAUAGAAAUGGUCAUUGUCAUUAUGAAUUUUCUCUAGCGUUA